Molecule: messenger RNA, 657 nt
Organism: Malassezia pachydermatis
Lineage: Eukaryota; Fungi; Basidiomycota; Malasseziomycetes; Malasseziales; Malasseziaceae
Exons: 4
Coding region: 1-657 (218 amino acids)
Source: RefSeq, a predicted model, not a curated record
AUGCCUCCCACGGCGGGGGUGUAUGUAUCAUUGGUGCGUCAUGCCCCUAUCCCGAGCCUACAUGGUGGCGCACAGUGGACUCUAGACAAAGAAGUGGCGCAAGAUCAGAAUACCGCCACUGCUGUCCAAUCUACCUAUGCUGCCUUGGGCUCCCUCUUAUCGCGCAACCAGAUUUCCGCUGUGUACACAGCACCAGAUCCAGAGUCCGUGCAUACAGGCACAUUGAUUUUACAUGAUCCACCGACAUAUGGCCGUGUCACGCCCGUGAGCUCCCCCCUACUUCUCCAUACCCCACUCUCGUCGUCAUCCAUGCAGGAUUUGCAUGAGUACCAAGAUUUGUUUCAACAAAUUUGGCAACGGUUGAAGGCAGCACCAGAGACACAGCCAGAUGAUCUCGAUGUCCGCGCGAUGGCGGCCUUGGCUGUGCUGAUUUUACCAUGGCUUCACACUCCCUCCUCGCAACCAUUGCACGUGGUCUUGGUAACGGCAGGCGUCUUGGCCGAUCGACUUCUCCACUGCCUCUUUCAUUUGCAUGGGUCUAAUCCGUCUGUACUGCGCCCCAUGUCAGAACGACCUGUGUCUAUGCCUGCGGCACCUCUACAACCAGGUGCCUUUCAUCAAGAGGGGACCGGCUGCAUGUACACGUCUGUGCCCUGA